GUGUUCUGUGAAGACUUUACUUCCGGUUUCUUCACACCCCGGUGGAAGUGUCACUCAUAACUUUAAGUUUCUGUGCAAGUUUAUCUGGGUUAUUGACAAUGAUUUUGCUAGAAAUUCACAAUCGGAUUGUGGAGGAAACUCUCACAAAUAAGAUCAAAAAUGCUUUAGAUGGUAACAAACCAGACACUGUUGAUGUGACUGUGGCAGAUUUUGACGGGGUCUUGUUCCACAUUUCCAACCCCAAUAGCGAGAAAAGCAAGAUCAGAGUCAGUAUAUCUCUGCAUUUCUACAAGGAUCUGCAGGGCCACGGUGCAGACGAGUUGAUCAAAAGAGAGUAUGCAGAAAUUCUCACAUCUCCAGAGGAUGGAUACAACGUGACAGUGCUGUUUGACCUGGAGAACAUUCCACCAAACUGGGAGGAACUGGUGAAGAAGACUUCCCUCCUCAAGAGGAACUGCUUUGCAUCAGUAUUUGAGAAAUACUUCAAGAUCCAGGCAGACAUUGAGGCUGCCAAGAAGAAAGGAACAGCCCCGCCCAAGUCAGAACGGGCCGUUGUGCAGUAUAGAGAGGAAGAGACCAUGUAUGUGGAAGCAUUGGGGGACAGAGUUACAGUUAUCUUCAGUACCAUAUUCAAGGAUGAUGAUGAUGUUGUCAUAGGAAAAGUAUUUAUGCAGGAGUUCAAGGAAGGUCGUCGCAACUUCCAGCAGGCCCCUCAGGUGCUCUUUAGUCACAAAGAUCCACCAUCAGAGCUCGCCGGCACAGACGCACGAACUGGCGACAACAUUGGAUACAUCACAUUUGUUCUGUUCCCCCGCCAUACUGCCCCCAGUGCCAAAGACAACACCAUCAACCUUAUACACACGCUGAGGGACUAUCUGCACUAUCACAUCAAGUGCUCAAAGGCUUACAUUCACACGAGGAUGCGUGCCAAGACUUCUGACUUCCUGCGUGUGCUCAACCGAGCCCGACCAGAAAAGAAGAAGGAAAAGAAAACAUUCUCCGGCAAAUCCAUCAGACCUUCAUAAGAUGAAUCUUUUGUUUAGAACAUUUAUUUGCGACCUCUCAGCUUUGAACGUGGCUUCAUUACAACCCAACCUUGAACAACCUUUUACCUUGCUACACCACAACAGACUCCAUACAGUGGGGUGGUCGGUUACAGUGUGUUCAUCUUUGAGACUUGUGGUGUAUAUUACUCAAUAGACAAUUGUUGUAUAGUGUUGUAUGUCACCAUAUAGACUAUUGUAUAUUACAUGUACAAGAAACUGUCAAUUCUGUAUUAAACAUGAAAUUUUCUGGCAAUUAAUAACUUAUGUUGAAAUAUAAAGCUAUUGACACAGAUUUAUUUAGUUAAUGAAGUCGAGUGUCUUAUAAUUGUGUACCAGUAUUGGAAAAAGCUACUAAACAUUUUCUUGUUUUGCUUUACAUAAUAUAUAUAAUGUAAAGGCAACUAGUGCUUUCUUUAUUAUGCGAUAUAUGCACAAAAUUAAAUUUAUUUUAAU
Molecule: messenger RNA, 1499 nt
Organism: Dreissena polymorpha
Lineage: Eukaryota; Metazoa; Mollusca; Bivalvia; Myida; Dreissenidae
Product: probable actin-related protein 2/3 complex subunit 2
Exons: 11
Coding region: 99-1025 (308 amino acids)
Biological process (GO): actin filament polymerization; Arp2/3 complex-mediated actin nucleation
Cellular component (GO): actin cytoskeleton; Arp2/3 protein complex
Molecular function (GO): actin filament binding; structural constituent of cytoskeleton
Source: RefSeq, a predicted model, not a curated record